AUGGCUACCUCUAAUACCACUCCACGCAUAAUCCAGCUGGCAGAAGCGAUCAGUGACUCGGUUGUAAAGCUCAAGGCAAUACUUGGGGAAGAUGGGCUACCGUCAUCGUUCUCUGAAGAGACGGAGCUGCCAGCUUUAUCACAGGAGGCCUCUGACCUCCGCGAUGCAGUCAUUGACGCAACCUCAGAUUUGCAGGAUCUCUUACUGGAUCCCCUGAAUUUGCUGACCAAGUAUGCUGCGCAUAAUAACAUGGUUAGCCUCCAAAUCAUAGCCCGGUCCAAGGUCGCCAACAUCGUCCCUGCGAGAGGACAAGUCGCUUUCGAAGACAUUUCGCAGCAGACGGGAUUGAGCGAUACAAUGACCAAGCGUCUCUUGCGACAUGCCAUGACAAUGCACAUAUUUCGGGAGCCAGUGCCGGGUAUGGUUGCUCACACGACGGCAUCCAAGGCCCUUCAGGUCGACCACUUGAAUGCGUGGCUCGACUGCGGUACUCACGAGAUGUGGCCAGCUGCCGUACGGAUGAUAGAUGCGGCAUCGCAAUGGCCCGAUUCACAGGAGCCUCAUGAGACGGCCUAUGCUCUUGCCAACGGCACAAAUCAAUCGAUUUAUGACAUUGUCGGUACAAAUCCACUCAGAGCUCUGCGAUUUGCCGGCGCCAUGGAGGCCUUUGCCACCAGUCCUGCGUAUGACACGGACUACAUAGUCAACCAUUAUAAUUGGGCGGGACUUGGUGAUGCCCAUGUUGUUGAUCUCGGGGGCGCCCAGGGUCAUGUAGCUUUGGACAUCGCCCGUCGAUUCCCGGGACUGAAGUUCACCGUGCAGGACAUGGGGCAGGUCAUCGCCGGCGCCGAGGCUAAAGUCCCGGAAGAGCUGAAAAAGCGCAUCAGUUUCAUGGAGCACGACCUAUUCGCACCACAGCCAGUUCAAGCUGACGUGUACUACAUUCGGUGGGUCCUACACAACUGGCCCGACAAGCCCGCGGUAGCAAUCCUGCGGGCACAGAUCCCGAUGUUGAGACACGGCACAAGAAUAAUCAUCAACGAAACUUGCAUGCCCGAGCCAGGAACCAUUCCUUUGUGGCGAGAAAGAAAUCUCAGAGCGGCGGACCUGAACAUGGGCGCUGUCUUCAACGCGCGGGAGAGGACGGUAGAGGAAUGGCGCUCCUUACUUAAUGAGGCGGACCCAAGGUUCUCACUGGAGAACGCAGUCCAGCCCAAGGGCUCUGCCCUGUCCAUCCUUGACGUUGUAUGGAAUGACACUCGUUAG
Molecule: messenger RNA, 1266 nt
Organism: Diaporthe amygdali
Lineage: Eukaryota; Fungi; Ascomycota; Sordariomycetes; Diaporthales; Diaporthaceae
Exons: 7
Coding region: 1-1266 (421 amino acids)
Molecular function (GO): O-methyltransferase activity
Source: RefSeq, a predicted model, not a curated record